Molecule: messenger RNA, 2387 nt
Organism: Alosa sapidissima (American shad)
Lineage: Eukaryota; Metazoa; Chordata; Actinopteri; Clupeiformes; Clupeidae
Gene: sinhcafl
Product: SIN3-HDAC complex associated factor, like
Exons: 6
Coding region: 150-851 (233 amino acids)
Biological process (GO): negative regulation of cell migration
Source: RefSeq, a predicted model, not a curated record
GCGCUACUAUUAUGUUAAUGAUAUUAUAAUGUCCAGCUGUAUUCAGUAGUAGUUGUAAGGCAUGCGCGGUGUCUCGACCAGAAAAUAGAGAAGAUUAAAAGUUAUUUCUUUGGGCUAUUUCAUCGUCAUCAUUUCAAGACUACUUUAAGAUGUUUGGGUUUUACAAGACCAAGAUAUAUCGCAGCAAUGAGGGCUGUUGCAUAUGCAAAACAAAGUCAUCCAGCUCAAGAUUCACAGAUAGUAGCAGAUAUGAGGAGACAUUCAGACUCUGCUUUGGACUAUCAGAAGACCGUGUGGGAGAUAUCUGCAAUGCGUGUGUCCUGUUAGUAAAAAGAUGGAAAAAGCUGCCUCAUGGAUCAAAGAAGAAUUGGAAGCAUGUUGUGGAUGCAAGAGCAGGCCCUGGGUACAAGCCACCCAAGCCCAAGAAGAUCAAGAGUUCUGAAGGAAAGUCUAAAGCCAGACUGAAGAGGCUUCACCAGCUUGGCAGACAGAACUCCGAUGCUCACAGCACGUGCAGUACCUCGCCGUCUCAGUCACCAAGUUACAGUAACCAUUCAGACGACGGGUCAGACGUGGAGUCAAAACACAGACGCACUGCUCCUUCCAUGUUCUCCUUCCUGGACCUCUCAUAUUGGAAAAGGCAGAAGGUAUGCUGUGGUAUUGUAUACAAGGGCCGUUUUGGUGAGGUCAUGAUCGACCCCCGUCUCUUCAAGCCCUGUUGCCGCUCCAGACAGCAGAAAACGUUUGCUCCAGAGCUCGAAGACGGUGUAGCUGAGGCGUACUCACCAGUCGGGGACAUCACAGACGUGCCGUCCUCUAUGCUUGGGGAGGACCAGAAGGAGACUCGGUGAUCCACCUUGCGAUUGUCUCCUGCGGUGCCUCUAGUUUUGUCUCCAGUGGAAGACUUCACCUGUGAGGCACACUAUAUUUUGUGGACUUCAAAACCUUUAGUUUCCUAAAGUGGAAUUGUUUUUGUAAUAAAUGCCAUAUUUUUUUGAUUUAUAUUUUUUUUCUUAAGAAAACAAAAACUAAAAAAAAAAAGUUGGGCAUUAGCAACUAUUUAUAGGAAUAGUUUUCCUGAUCUACCCACAAAAGGGAAUUAUCUAUUUCAUUUGGACUGUAAAGAGUCUUUAUACUGUACUUAAUGUAAGCCAGAUAAUUGGUUGUCUUCUGUAGUUUUUGUCUUUGUGUGUGUUAAAGCACAGAACAAAGCACAUUUUUUCUAUUGAAUUUAUAGACUGUAAGCCUAAUUUUCCUGCGCAGCUAUAGGGCAUAUACUCUCAAGGGAUUGUUUCUUAUUUCAUUUGUGUACAUUGUAAAAUUGCCAGGUCUCAGGGUGGUUUUGGAAAACAAUGGCUUUAGUUCGGGUAACUUAACAGAAAAGAGUGGUUGUAUCAGUACAUGAUCUCCCAAGCAUAUGCAGCAUGUAAAAAUAAAAUACAAUCAUGUGUCAUCCAUGUGUUGGAGACCAUGUUGUAAAACGGUGUACGUGGUAUUGCAGGAUUGUGUAAUGAUGGGCUAUUUUAAAGCAGCAUUUUGACUCUAAUGAGUAUAUUUUUAUGUUCCGUUUCUGUCAGAAUUGAUUUUUUUCCCUAUUAUUGUUAUUAUUUAUCAUGUUUUUAAAUGGUGUAUAUCACUGACCAAAUGGCAUCAAAACUCUUAAAAUAUUUUUUUAAAAUAUGAAUAAUGAUUUGCUGACAUUAAUUUAUCGUUCAUGUGUAGAAGCUCAGGGAGUUCAUAUUGUGAACUCGACGUAUAAAGGAUUUGAAAACAUAAAUGUAAAGCUUAGCAAAGACUUCAUGACACUGCCUUCAACUCAGACCCACAGUUAGACCUCUGCUUGUUCCUCAGGAUUUUGUUAUUUAUGCAGACCUGUUGAAUGUGUGUAUGAUCCUUUGUCCUGUCACAGUUACUGCAAAUGCAGAUGUAGUCGCGGUCUUUUUGUAGACCUAAAGAGCUGAGCACUGCUCCACCAGAAUAAAGAUGUACUCACCAUAACACUAAAAGUCCUUUGGUAGGUGUUUGUAAGAUGGUUUAUGAAAUAAGAAUACAUAAAAUGCUGAAAUGAUGGCUUGUGUUAAUACACACCCCACCCAUAGUUGCGAAAUUCAAAAUUGAAUGCCAUUCAAGCAUUUGCCAGUCCUACAUUUAAAGAAACGUAUAGUUUAGAAGGUCACUGCUCUUUAUUUGUUCUCCAGUGUUGAGUCUCCACAUGUAAUUUAUUAUUUAUUUUUCAAAAUAUUUUGUACAUACCUGAUGCUGUCCAUUACCUCUUCCUAUAGUGCACUUUUGUGAAUCUUUAAAUGACCAAUGUUCAAGCAGAUACUAUUUUUUUAUACCUUAACUAUACCUUUGUAUUGUAAUAAACGGAACUAUUUGCAUCUUAA